UUUGCCUGCCCCCUUCUUGAGCCUUGACCCGGAUUCCACAGAGUUUAAAUGCAGAGGAGCAAUUUGAACCCACCUUGGCCCAGUGCUCCGGGCAUUUAAUACUGAUCCCUCAAUCUGAUGACUUGGAAUUAAAAGUGCUCGUGAAGACAGAGAGAGCCUCAGGUGGCACCCAGUUGCCUCCAAGUCUGGAUGGCUGUCUUUAAGUGGGUCAGAUGUUUGUUUGAGGUUUAAAAUAAUGCAGUUCUUCAAUGCAUGGAGAGGCCAUGUGCAACAUUAGCACCUCAGACAGGCUGGGAUUCUAAUUAGCUGCUGAUACACGGCCGUGUGCCCGAUAUAGCAACCUGUUGGCUCACAAGGACGAUGAGGUGCACGUGACAGGAGAGCGAGGCAACAAGACGCAGUGAAGACGGAGUGAUGUUUUGUUUCUGAGCAAGCUCCAUGGAGGUGGCAAAUCCACAGCUGCAGCCUGGCAGGGAGCAAUGGAGAAGGGAGAUGGAGGAGAGGUGGAGAACAACAGGGAGGCGGAGGGUGAGACCAUGGAUGAGCGAGGGGGAAGACGAUGAAAAGGCAGACAAUGAGGUGAGUGAGCAGGAGGAAGAGGCUGUUGGAGAAACUAAGAGUGAGGGGAUUGGAAUUUUGCAGCUGGUAACAUUUCCCAGCCAAGAUGAGCUGGGAAUCUCAGCAGCCGGAGAUUCCCAGGAAGAUUAUAGACUUUUCAACGAUAAGAAGCUGGUAACCCUUUCCAGCCUACAAGAGAUGGAGCAGGGAAGCUUAGUGACAUUAGAUUCCUAUGAAGGUACUAGACCUUCUAAAGAUGAAAAGAAGUAUCUCCAGAUUGAAGGUUGUCAUGAUGAUGAAAGAAAGUGGAAAAAGGGACAAAAUACAGCAAUGAAAGAGGGAAGAGAUGUUUGGGAAGAUGAGGGCAGAGCCGCUGUGGGGUUCUGGGGCCAUGAAGAUGAGGAGGAGCUCAGUGAAGAUGAUGAGGAGGAAGCAAUGUGCUCCCAGAAUGAAGAGAGUGCAAAAGUUUACUGCAAAGACGACCACCAUGUGGAGAUGUUCCACACUUUAACGACGUUCCGGGACUCGUUUCUGCUCACGGAUCUCACCCUGAACACCAAAGAUGGCAGGAAAAUCCACACGCACUCCAUCGUCAUGGCAGCCGCCAGUUCCCUAGUCAAGGACAGUCUGAACAACGUCUACCAGGAAGGACAGCAUAGGCCGUCCAGCUCCAUGGAUAUAGAUGUGGACCACCGUGGGUUAGAUGCGAUAGUGGAGUUUGCCUACACUGGACUCAUAUCCUGUCUGGAUGAGGUGGAGCGACUGAAGGCGGCAGCUCAGACCAUGGGCGCUUACAGAAUGCUGGAUUGUCUGAGGAAGAUGCAGGAGAAAUCAAGCACUAAUGAAGAAGGUAUCUCAGCUGCAGAACAACUGGCCAUUAGUUGGCAGUCCAUUAAAGAAAUGGGGUUACACCAAGUGGCCUGUGACGUCAUCCUAGAAGCAGUUGGAUCAUCAAUUCCGGUCCACAGAGUCAUCCUGGCUGCUAGCAGUGACUUCUUUCGUGGAAUGUUUGGUUCAGGCAUGAGAGAGUCCACUCAGUCCCGCAUCAGCCUUCCCUUUCUGGCAGCUUCAGAUUUGGAAGUUCUCAUCGGUUCCUCCUACAGUGGCACCAUUCCCUUAAGCUGGAGUCGUGUGUUCAAUAUCAGCAGCAUCUCCCUUCAGCUCCAGUACCAGCCGGCACUCUCCCUAAGCCUUGACUUCCUACGGCAGGAACUCAACCCACACUCGUGCCUUGAUGUGGCAUCUUUUGCCGAAGCCUACCAGGUGAGGCAACUUCUCAAAGCGUCUGACGACUUUGUGUUGCGGAACUUCCAAAAGGUGGCGAGCACCUCCAAGUUCAAAGACCUGCCGACCAAACAGCUCUUGAGGUACCUUCAAAGUCGCUCGCUCUGUGUUCCAUCUGAGCUGGUUGUGUUUAAGGCAGUGGCAGCCUGGAUUGAAGCCAGACCCAAAACCAGGCUUCGACAUGCCAAGGAGCUCAUGGAGACCAUCUACUUCCCUCUCAUGACCUUUGAAGAAUUCAAAGAAGUUCAGUCUGUGAACAUGUGGUCCAAACACAACCUGACAGAACUGUAUGAAACAGUUUGGAAGGAUUUUUGCUCUAAUGAUAUGGCACCACAGAGCCAGUGCCGCGUUUACCUGCCAGAACAGAAUCUAGUCCUGACCGGAGGUGACCAAAUCUCUGAGGACCUGGGCCGUCGACAUAUCAGCAGCAAAGUCUGGUUUGGGAAUUCCCUGAUGAACCACACAGGAAUAAAAAAGGAAAUGGAGUGGAGGCGGCUGAGCGAUAUGCCCGAGCCUUCCAGGUUUCGUCAUGAAGCUGCGGUGCUCAAAGGACAACUGUACGUAUUGGGCGGCAAGAAAUACUAUGGCACCGGAGACACCUUGAAUUGCGUGUAUAGAUACGACCCACUUCAAAACAGUUGGCAGAGAAUGGCAGACAUGACCCAGAAGAGGAACUCCUUCUCUGUGGUGGUAAAGAGUGGGAGCAUUUAUGCCAUCGGGGGGUGCUGUGAUCCUGAAUACAUAGAGAGCGUGGAAUGCUUUUCACCAGCUGCAAACUCUUGGAGCUUGGCUUGUCCGCUGGAUCAAACCCUGGGUGGACAUGUGGCCAAAGUGUUGCAAGGACAGAUUUUUAUUUCUGGAGGACUGAACAGCGACUGUCUCUGUCUGGCUUCUCUGUUCGUGUACCAUCCUGAGAUAGGAAGCACCUACUUAGCAAACAUGUCUCAACCACGGGCCUACCACUGCAUGGAGAACCUGACCAACCGUCUCUACGUGGCCGGGGGGUUCACAGUGGACAGUAACGACACAGCGAUAGACCAACUGACCUGUGAGGUGUACGAUCCCUCUAGUGACACGUGGACCGCCUUCUCGUCCAUGCUGGUGCCUCAUGUGGGGGCAGGUAGCGCCAUAUUGGAGGGCAAGGUGUACCUACUCGGCGGAUACAGCCAGGAGGACUACAGCGACACCAAAAUGGUCCACCGCUAUGACCCCGCCCUGCAAAAGUGGGAGAAUAUGGGCAAGAUGCCAGGACCCAACAACGACCUGCGAGUGUCUUUGCUACAUUUGCCACCACAUGUGCGCAUGUAGGGCAUUUUCUACGAUAAGUUACCCUCAAAGUGGUUAAACGGGUACAUUUAUUAAUGGGCUGUAUUCAGAAGAAUCUAAAUUUACAAAAAUGUUUUUUUGUUCUACAAUAAUACCUCAACUUCCAAGCUUAAUUAGUUGUGUGACAGAGCUCUUAACUCAAAACACUUGUAUCUCAAAUCAACACCCUUCACUGAUAAUGAUUUCAAAUCAAUUUGAUCAGUGCUUGACGUGCCCAAAACAGCACAAUUUUAAUUCUCUGGUAUGCAUUUUAAAGAAAAAAGUCAAUCUUUUAGAAUAUAAAUAUUGCAUGAAAAACUAUACGAUCAAAUGUAUUACAAAAAACUACAGUAGUAUUAUCAUGAAGUAAUGUCAUUUUAAUGUAAAAAAUGUACCUUGCAGAGUGGACUUCUACGAUAUCCCCUUCCAGCUUCUCCAUGGUCCGCUGUUUACAUAAUAUUUUUACAACCUUUGCUGGCGUUAUGAGUUCAUUCUUGUCAUGACGAGGACUUUGGUGCAGUUUGUUUUAGGCUUAAAUAGUGGUGACAUGAUUAAUAACAGGUGCGUGAGUCCAACUGAAUCAGGUGCGUAACAUGAGGACAGGUGAAAACUAAUGGGUUGUCAUGGAAACAAAACAGGGAGUGAAAAAACACGAACUGACAAAAUGCAAAGAUCAAACAGAACAUAGCCAAAGUAAACAUGAUCACCAAGACAUGACAAUUCUACUUUAGUACAGUACAGAAAUUUGUCAUGCUUUUGAUGAUUAUUUCUGUCAUUCACUUUCUUCCUCUCCAGCAUUGAAAAACAAAGUUAAGUCGAUGUCUAGCUAAUGCUAUAAGUUAAUGCUAGCGAGUAAGACCAGAUGUUUUGGGCGGACCUUACAAGGCUUACUAUGACUUUUGCUAUGACAAUUAUUGGCGGGGAUUCUUGUAACUUAAAUGUUGCUUGCAAUUCUAAGCUGAGAUACAUCUCUUAUCUUAAAACACAAUUCAGUUCUGGUUCCUCUGUAUAUUUUGUGGUGUGUUUGCUUGUUUGUCAACCAACCAAAUACAAAACUCAAAACCAGUGAAGUUGGCACGUUGUCCAUCCAUCCAUUUUCUACUGCUUGUCCCUUUCAAGGGUUGCUGGGGGUGCUAUAGCCUGUCUCAGCUGCAUUCGGGCGGAAGGCCGAGUACACCCUGGACACGUCACCAACUCAUCGCAGGGCCAACACAGAUAGACAGACAACAUUCACACUCACAUUCACACACUGGGGCCAAUUUAGUGUUGCCAAUCAACCUAUCCCUAGGUGCAUGUCUUUGGAGGUGGAAGGAAGCCGGAGUACCCGACGCAGUCAUGGGGACAACAUGCAAACUCCAUACAGAAAGAUCCCGAGUGCAGGAUAAAACUCUGGACCUUCAUAUUGUGAGGCAGAUGCACUAACCCCUCUGUCACCUUGCUAUUGUGUACUUUAAUUUGCUUUUUAUAUAUCCAUCCAUCCAUUUUCUACCGCUUGUCCCGUUCGGGGUCGCGGGGGGUGCUGGAGCCUAUCUCAGCUGCAUUCAGGCAGUAGGCGGGUUACACCCUGGACAAGGCGCCACCUCAUCGCAGGGCCAACACAGAUAGACAGAUAACAUUCACACUCACAUUCACACACUAGGGCCAAUUUAGUGUUGCCAAUCAACCUAUCCCCAGGUGCAUGUCUUUGGCGGUGGGAAGAAGCCGGAGUACCCGGAGGGAACCCACGCAGUCACGGGGAGAACAUGCAAACUCCACACAGAAAGAUCCCCAGCCCGGGAUUGAACCCAGUACUACUCAGGACCUUCGUAUUGUGAGGCAGAUGCACUAACCCUUCUUCCACCGUCAAGCAUAUUUAAUGUUCAAACUGAGAAACUUUUUUUUUUAUACAAAUAAUUCUUAACUUAGAAUUUCACACCCAGGUUUGAGUCCCACAAGUGCCACCCGAGUCAAGGCAUGCCCAACAUGUCCAAAACGCCCCCAGCAAAGUCACACUGGAAGUGGGGAAGAAAAGGUGGGAAAGUGAGCAAAAGUCCACAAAACGUUCAAAAAUCACACCCAGGUGUGACACCUAUGAUGAAGGCUGCAGAAGCAAGGUAGCCGAAACUUGUCAGGUACAACACUUUACCUCACUAGCCUGUAUAAAUCAACCAUUUAUAAAUACACGUCUGUAGGCUAAAUGAACCUCUUCAACAAAUCACACCCAGGUUCGAGUCCCACUGGUUAAUGUUGCGGGCAUCAAAUUCCAAAUGAGCUAGUAUUUGCAAAAAUAGCAAAGUUUGAACGUUAAGUAUCUUGUCUUUGCAGUCUAUUCAAUUGAAUAUAGGUUGAAAAGGAUUUGCAAAUCAUUGUAUUCUGUUUUUAUUUAUGAUUUACACAACGUGCCAACAUCACUGGUUUGGGGUUUUGUACAAAAACAUGUAGGUAGUAGGACAGUUUCUAGACUAAAUUACUUAAAACAUGUGUAAAUUAAAUUUUAUAGUGUGUUGUAUAAUAAACACCGGGCCAAUUAAUAUGUGCAAACGUAUCAAUAUCUUGGGACCACUAUUGAUGGAAACAGAAAUUGCUCUACCGCGUGUAAGAAGGCCAAUAAAGUUAAUAAAGUUUGAGAAAACUGUCUCAAAUUAAUGUUGUCGAAGCCAUCAUAAUUUUUUACCAUAAUAUAAUCUCUGUUGUCGUUCUCUCUGGUCUUAGAGUUUGGUCACUUUAUCAUUGAAAGACAAGAAUGAUGACUAACUGGUGAUUUUCAGCCUUCUCCAGCCACCUUGUACAAUAAACAAACACAGCGCGUAUUAACUUCCCCCAUUUUAAUGGAUGCUUCUCUAUAUCAGUCCUUAUCAAAUAGAGGGGCGGGCCCCCUUGGGGGAAGUGACGGGUGUGCAUGUGUGACCUGGGGGAACACCCUUUUUUUUGCCGUACCGGAAUAUAAUGAAGCGUAUGCACCACUUGGCUUCACCUUAACCACAGUGGGAGACAAGGAAAGACCCAUGUGUUGUUUCCUUUAAUGUUAAGAAUUUUACAAUUUUAUGCAGAGGUAUGGUAUGAACAAUUUUAUAGUCAAACUAUUUAUAGUGACGGUGGAGAGUGGGGCAGGCGCACAAUAUUUUCUUCUUUCUAGGGGAGUGACAGAAAAUAUGCUCUGUAGCAACACAUGUUCACCAUCUCCCCUCUGGUCCAAAGAGUGAAGACAAAAUGGUUCAGAUUUUGUCCUAAUAACAAGUUAUGGUCACAUUUUUUCCAUGUAUGCUGUUGUGUAAUUUUUGGUUGUAUUUAUUUUAUUUUAUUCUGGCCUGUCCUAACUUUAAUUGUUUGUGAUUUUAAAGUAUAUAUUCUGUCCGUGUUUUGGGAAAUUUUGGGUACACAUCUUAUCAACUGUUUGUAUUGCUUUUUGUGUGGAAGGUCUUUCUAUUGAAUGUCUGGGAUCUUAGUUUUGUCUAUUUGUUUAAUGUAUGUUCUAAUUUUAUAGCCUGCAAAACAAACGUAUCUUUGUGUAGUAACCUAACCUAAUUGGUUGUAGUCUAAGUUAACAAAUGUGAUUUUUGGUGUACAACACCCAAAACCGGGGAAGUUGGCACGUUGUGUAAGUCGUAAAUAAAAACAGGAUACCAUGAUUUGCAAAUUUUUUUCAACUUAUAUUCAAUUGAAUAGACUGCAAAGACAAGAUGUUUAAUGUUCGAACUUAGAAACUUUUUUUAUUUUUUUUGCAAAUAUUUAUUAACUUAGAAUUUAAUGGCAGCAACACAUUGCAAAAAAGUUGGCACAGGGGCAUUUUUAACCACUGUGUUGCAUGGUCUUUUCUUUUAACAACACUCAGUUAACAUUUGGGAACUGAGGAGACUAAUUUUUGAAGCUUUACAGGUGGAAUUAUUACCCAUUCUUGCUUGAUGUACAGGUUACAUUUUUCAAUAGUCCGGGGUCUCCGUUGUCGUAUUUUAGGCUUCAUAAUGUGCCACACAUUUUCAAUGUGGUCUGGACUACAGGCAGGCCAGUCUAGUACCCGCACUCUUUUACUACAAAGCCACGCUGUUGUACAAACCCCAAAACCAGUGAAGGUGGCACAUUGUGUAAAUCAGCCAUCUAUGGGGAGUCAUAAUUGCGAUGUGGCCCUCAAUAAAACCAAGUUUGACACCUCAGGUCUAUUAGCACCAUUAUUAGUUUAUACCUGGUUAUUGUUUGAAGGUCCCGUAUAGCUUGUGAUUUUGGUAAGCAGACAAGCAAAAAUCACCUUAAAUUAAGUUGAACUACAAUACAAGCACAUUGAGAUAACUUUUAUCCUUUAACCACUCUAGGAGUAAUUUAUCAUAUAACAUAUCCUACAUUUCCUACAGUACAUUCAUGUUUAUUUAGUUAGUUAGCAGACAAAAAAGCACAAAUAUUACAAAAUAUGCAAAACACAAAACCAUUGAAGUUGUAAAUUGUAAAUAAAAUCUAAAUACAAAUGAUUUGCCAAUCCUGUUCAACCUAUAUUCAAAUGAAUGGACUGCAAAGACAAGCUACUCAGCGUUCGAACUGGAAACCGUUGUUAUUUUUUUCAAAUAUUAGCUCACUAGUAAUUUGAUGCCAGCAAAA
This is a messenger RNA of Nerophis ophidion (straightnose pipefish), 7713 nucleotides long. Its product is annotated as kelch-like protein 33. The transcript has 4 exons. The record is from RefSeq and is a predicted model, not a curated record. The coding region runs from base 439 to 3150 and encodes 903 amino acids. Lineage: Eukaryota; Metazoa; Chordata; Actinopteri; Syngnathiformes; Syngnathidae. Gene Ontology annotation, molecular function: protein binding.